UACAUUUAACAGUUCAGAUGGAAUUAGGCAUAUUAGGUCUGGCCUUAACUCUUCUUAGUUCCUUUCUCUUUUUCAUUGUUCUAUACCUCAAGCUAGAUAAGAAAUCUGUUGAGAACACUAAGAAACUCCCUCCAGGUCCACCAAGAUGGCCCAUUGUUGGCAACCUUCUUCAAUUGGGCCCAUUACCACACAAGGACUUUGCAGCUUUCUGCAAGAAGUAUGGGCCCUUGGUCUAUCUACGGCUCGGAAGUGUUGAUGCAAUCACUACCGAUGACCCUGAGAUGAUACGUGAAAUACUUCUCCGGCAAGAUGAAAUCUUUGCUUCUCGACCUCGGACCUUAGCUGCAAUCCACCUCGCUUAUGGGUGUGGAGAUGUGGCAUUGGCACCAUUAGGCCCACAUUGGAAGAGAAUGAGGAGAAUAUGCAUGGAAAAUCUACUAACGACGAAGAGAAUUGAGUCGUUCGCAGUUCACCGUGCUCAUGAAGCCCAACACUUAUUGCGGGACGUGUGGGCUCAAUCUCAAACAGGUAAGCCCGUAAACCUAAGGGAAGUCUUGGGUGCAUUUUCGAUGAACAAUGUGACUAGGAUGUUGUUAGGGAAGCAAUAUUUCGGGGUCAAAUCGGCUGGACCAGAUGAAGCUUUGGAGUUCAUGCACAUUACCCAUGAGUUAUUUUGGCUUCUUGGGUUAAUAUACUUAGGUGAUUAUCUGCCCAUUUGGAGGUGGUUCGAUCCUUUCGGAUGCGAGAGGAAGAUGAGGGAAGUGGAGAAGAGAGUGGAUGAGUUCCAGAAGAAGAUACUUGAGGAACAUAGGAAGGGGAGAGAGAAGAAGGAGGAAGAUGGAGGGGGAGGAGAGGAUGAAGGUAGAGGGAUGGACUUUGUUGAUAUUUUGUUAUCUUUGCCUGGUGAAGAAGGAAAGAAAAACAUGGAUGAUGUGGAGAUCAAAGCUCUAAUUCAGGACAUGAUAGCUGCUGCCACAGACACAUCUUCAGUGACAAAUGAAUGGGCCAUGGCAGAGGUGAUAAAGAAUCCACGAGUUCUUCGAAAAGUCCAGGAAGAGCUUGACUUGGUCGUGGGCCGGGACCGGACAGUAACUGAAUCAGAUUUAGCCCACCUUAACUAUUUACGAUGUGUUGUCCGUGAAACCUUCCGAAUGCACCCGGCCGGACCCUUUCUCAUCCCACAUGAAUCAAUUCGACCAACAAAGAUCAACGGCUAUUACAUUCCCGCCAAGACACGUGUUUUCAUCAACACUCAUGCACUUGGACGGAAUACCCGGAUAUGGGAUGACGUCGAGGAAUUCCGACCAGAGAGGCAUCUUUCGGUGGAUGGAAGCCGAGUUGAAAUAAGCCAUGGGAAUGAUUUCAAGAUCUUGCCCUUCAGUGCAGGCAAGAGGAAAUGCCCCGGUGCACCAUUAGGCGUCGUUUUCGUCUUGAUGGCUUUGGCUCGGCUGUUCCAUUGCUUCGACUGGAGCCCGCCAGAAGGGAUGAGGCCUGAAGAUAUUGAUACGAAUGAAGUGUAUGGGCUGACAAUGCCCAAGGCCAACCCACUGAUGGCCAUGGCUAGGCCACGCUUAGCUAGUCAUUUGUAUUGCUGAAUGAGACCAUGUUAAUUUUGAAUGGGCUGGCUUCAAUGGGCCUAACGGGAUUUUUGAAGUCCAAUAAAAUAUGCUAGCAAUUACCU
Telopea speciosissima is the source of this 1681-nucleotide messenger RNA. Its product is annotated as cytochrome P450 703A2. Gene Ontology annotation, molecular function: heme binding; oxidoreductase activity, acting on paired donors, with incorporation or reduction of molecular oxygen; monooxygenase activity. NCBI's taxonomy places the organism in Eukaryota, Viridiplantae, Streptophyta, Magnoliopsida, Proteales, Proteaceae. The coding region runs from base 18 to 1595 and encodes 525 amino acids. The transcript is spliced from 2 exons. The record is from RefSeq and is a predicted model, not a curated record.